AUGCCCAAGCAGAUCUGGCGCCGAAUCUCACAAUAUUUCGGAAGACUGUCGCAAGCGUAUUGCAACACAGCUUCUGCUUUGCCGGGCACUGGAGCUCUCAAAGACUGUGUCGAGAUGAUCGAUCUGUACGCACGCAUACGCCGACGCAGGAACUGUAAAUCACGUGCAUUGCAGACACUGUCUGGCGCGCGCGCAGAGUAG
Molecule: messenger RNA, 201 nt
Organism: Mixia osmundae IAM 14324
Lineage: Eukaryota; Fungi; Basidiomycota; Mixiomycetes; Mixiales; Mixiaceae
Exons: 3
Coding region: 1-201 (66 amino acids)
Source: RefSeq, a predicted model, not a curated record